Daucus carota subsp. sativus is the source of this 1362-nucleotide messenger RNA. RefSeq names its product GEM-like protein 1. Bases 206 to 1045 code for a protein of 279 amino acids. The transcript is spliced from 4 exons. The record is from RefSeq and is a predicted model, not a curated record. NCBI's taxonomy places the organism in Eukaryota, Viridiplantae, Streptophyta, Magnoliopsida, Apiales, Apiaceae.
AAUCAAAUCACGCGUGUGCCAGCGUUCCUAACUGCAGUGGCUAAGUAAUAAAAUUAAAUUAAAAUACACACCAGCUUCGAGAUAAAUAUUUCUAAUCCAUCUCUAGAACCCCCAAACAAAAAUCACACAAAAAUUCAAACCCGCGCAUCUCAAAACCCAUCCACGCCACCGUUACCCCCAACACAACUCCCUCGAAAAAUUCGCCAUGAAUCCCAACAAUCAAGAGAAUAUAUCGCAACAAGCCCAACCAGAAAAACAAACGGCUCCUCACUCGGCUGAUUACGUUCCGUACCCUAAGCUCGAUCCAAACGACGUCGCUCCGCCCCCUCCCCCCGCUUCCGACAACUGGACCUCCGUUCCGGUCACUUCUCAGCCGCCGCCGGUCGACGCUCCCCGAUCCUCCGCCGCGCCCGAAGUUACCGCCACUACGAUGCCUCCUGAAUCGAACCCCUACGUGUCCCCCGCUCCCGUCCCGGCUUCUUCGGUGAAGAAAUCGAUGGAUACUGUUAAGGAUGUGCUCGGGAAAUGGGGAAAGAAGGCUGCUGAGGCUUCAAAGAAAGCCGGAGAUCUUGCUGGAAAUACAUGGCAACACUUGAAGACUGCCCCUAGUGUUACUGAUGCCGCUGUUGGAAGAAUUGCUCAAAGUACAAAAGUUAUUGCUGAAGGAGGUUAUGAAAAAGUUUUCCGACAAUCCUUUGAAACUGUCCCUGAAGAGAAACUUUUGAAGUCCUAUGCCUGCUAUCUAUCUACAUCUGCUGGUCCAGUCAUGGGGGUAAUGUACCUGUCAACUGCAAAGCUGGCAUUUUGUAGUGACAAUCCUCUGUCCUACAAAAAUGGCGAGGAAACGCAGUGGAGUUAUUACAAGGUGGUCAUCCCUAUAUAUCAACUGAAAGCAGUAAAUCCAUCUGCAAGCAAGGUGAACAAAGCCGAAAAAUACAUUCAGGUUAUCUCAGUUGACAAUCACGAAUUCUGGUUCAUGGGGUUUGUUAAUUAUGAUAAUGCUGUCAAACAUUUACAAGGCGCUUUAGAGUCCCGCCCUCAGUGAUAUGCUGUAGCCAAUCUUUCUAUAAUGUGAGUAACAGCUGUGAUUUGUCAUGAAGUUGUGGUGUAGAUACAAUACCAUGUGAUCUUUCAGAGGUAAUGUGCAGUAGUACAUUCCUGCCUCUGAAUAUGUCUGGAUAUGUGUACUAGUAAAAUUAUUCAAGUGGUUGUCAAAUUGUUGUGUGCUGGUACUUGAUGCAAAUGGAUGGACAGAAAAUGAUGAUUGUGUUUCCCAUUUGUAAUGCACUUAACCAAAAUAUUUGUACAUUUGUUCAUUUAUUGAGUAACUAUAUAUCAGUUUGGUUUUGGACCUUGUUCUAA